Messenger RNA from Symbiodinium sp. CCMP2456, 1328 nucleotides. The record is from the annotation of a GenBank genome assembly. Lineage: Eukaryota; Dinophyceae; Suessiales; Symbiodiniaceae.
GCGGCGUCUUGAGUCGCCAGCAAGAUGCAGACGAGGAUGCUUGGCGGAAAUUCCGCGUCCAAGCCGUGGAGGAUGAGCCCUCAUCGUCCACGCCUGCACGACCUUGUGUGUUUCUGGAUCGCGCCUCCUUGUGGGGCGUCGCGUCACGCUUCGGGCGCUCGGACUCCUGCUCCGACGCCUCCUUUUCUGAGCUGGGAUUGGAGGAGGUCGUUGAGAGCUUCGUGGAGCCGUUCACGCCCACGGAGCCCAUCCUAACGCACGAGGCCCAUGAGGCCCCCUACGAUCACCUGAGCCCCAGCGAGGAAGAUCCUGUGAGCAUCCAGGAGGUUGGGGAGCUUGAUUCCAGCAAUCUGCUGAUAGAAGAGCAGGAUGAGUCCAAAGAGGGCCCGGUAUCGAGGUUAGACCCGCCUGCUACUUGUGAUAUCGGCUGCGUUGAGCAGCCAUUCUACACCUCUCCCGCGCCUGAAACAGAGGGAGGCUUGGCAUCCGCCGUGGACCUGUUGGUAUACCAUCCUCGGCAGUCAGUCUUUCAGACGCUGGAAACUGUCGACAGCGAUCUGCACGGACACUGCCCGGUUCCGGAAUCCGACAUUCCAUUGCCAGCAUUUCGGAGUCGGAGCACCGCCUGGUCCUUUGGCGACUUCGAGCAACUGAGCAACGUAGGCGCUGCUUUCGUUCUUCAGAAUAGGCUGAGAGACGAAUUGUCAGCUCCGCCCUGCAUGUUCGGCAGAUCCCACGUCAACAUCCUGGCUACCCCGGCUUUCUUACAUCGGGGUGCUUGCAGGAGCCUUCAUCACCUUUCACGAGCAGUACCGUUAAUGAACUUUCGCCAGUUGGCUUUGCCGGCUCACGAGCCGGAUCCCCCUUCGCCAAAGUUUAUGGCCCUCAUCGGUCGGUGCGGCGGUGCCAAAACGGCACAGCUGGGCUCUUCAACUGAUCGGCUGGAGGCGACCGCAGGGCCCAGGCGGAUCAGUGCUUCCAGUGCUCGCAGCUCGUCCUUCCAGGAGACGGCCAGCGUUGAAUCCAUGAGCCUGAGUCCCCCACGCCAGCCGCUCACAGCAGAAGAGCUGCAAGCCGCGCGCAUGGGCUUCUUUUUCGAGAAGGAGCCCAGAGUCGUCGAAGACGACUUGGAGGCCCCCCGGCCGGUGUACGAAGACCUCAGGCCCCCGGACACCUCCGAGUCACCACCGCCCCGGCGCUGCUUCGCCUGCUGCAAACCCUGGACCUGGAGGCCCGCGCGCCGGAGCAGGAGCCCCACCGGCACAAGGACUGGUGCACGAGAAGAGGUUUCUGGCAGCGAACACGGCGAGCGGGAAAGCGGCCCUUAA